Messenger RNA from Aaosphaeria arxii CBS 175.79, 1353 nucleotides. RefSeq lists its product as uncharacterized. Lineage: Eukaryota; Fungi; Ascomycota; Dothideomycetes; Pleosporales. Bases 275 to 1213 code for a protein of 312 amino acids. The record is from RefSeq and is a predicted model, not a curated record. The transcript is spliced from 4 exons.
ACAAGAGCUGGCCACGUACGACAGAGGGGUGAAAACCUGUCAGAGAUUCAAACAAAGCAAUUGCCCGAUAUCUGGAAUUGUCACCAACCAGGGGUAAAUCUGAAUGACGCGGAUUGAAAUGCUUGUAGAUGUGGACCUGUCCUCAUCUGCAAUGGCCCCUGUAGCGAUGCAGCUGGUCUUGUAAUAUAAUAGUUUGAGUGCGCUCACAUUCAUUUCCUUUUCCAUCGGAUUGUCCUCGAAGGUAGGACGUGCCAUCGAUCUCAAAUUUAUCAAGAUGAAGUUCGUCUCGUUGCUGCCAUUUGCGUCCCUUACCUCAGCCGCUAUCCAUACCAUUCGUGUUGGAACCAAGGGAGCAGAUACAUUCACUCCUCCUGCGCUUAAUCCAAAAGUUGGUGACAUUAUUGUCUUCCAGCUUGAAAGCUUCCAUAACAUCGUCGAAGGAACGUUCGACAGCCCAUGCCAGCCUAAGCCAAAUGGCUUCUAUUCUGGCGAGUUCCCGGACACCGACAAGGGAAGACUCCGAUUUGUUACCAGAAUCGUUUCUCCCGAUCCCAUAUACUACUAUUGCAGUGUUGGAAGGCAUUGCCAGGUUGGCAUGGUCGGAGGCUUCAACACCCCGACUAGCGGAAAAACACUAGCAGACUAUGCCAGUCGUGCGAAGAGCGUCGCAGAGGCUUCAGAGCCAGAUGAGAUCCACGGUGGAAUCCUCAUCGAUGCCGCUCAGGUUCUUAAAUUGAAUGGAACUGGCUCAGCACAAGUCGCCGACAUUGACUCCUCAGAGGUCGUUGGCGCGAUGAGUCGCGAUGUCGCUGCAGCUGACGCAAUCCCUCCGUGGUAUCCUGGACAGUUCCCGGGCGUGGGACUUCCGCCGCCAUAUGGUCUCCCACCAUUUGCCCCCAAUCCAGUCGCUGGCGGACCUCCCCCAGGCGUCACUGGUCCACCACCGUGGUUGCCAGGUCCCCCUCCUGGUGUCGUUGGAUCCCCUCCUCCAUGGUCGCCUGCGGCUUUCUUCAACAAUACUUCACCACUGAGCUUCCUGCCUCCGUGGGUGCAUGCUUCUCUAUUUAACGGUACUGCGGGAUUGAGCUCCUUGUCCACACCUCAGGUCGGCCAGCUCUUUUCGACGAUUCAGCAGGCGAUUGGGAACUUCUUCGCGUCGCUGCAGAACAAUGCAACUCAACCUAUUCGUGGAAUGAGGAGGGAUGAAUAUUAAAAAUUUCACAUUAAACGAAUGUGAGAGAUUUCAACGAGAAGGUAGACACAUGUUUUUCAUUGGUUUAUCACGAACGGGGCUAAAUGAAUGUUCUAUCAUGUCACACAUCACGAUUCAAGUCAUAUCAAAGUCGAUCAGAU